AACUGUUCUGGAUUAAGCCGUUGCAUUUUAACAAUUUCAUUGUUACAAGUUCUAUCAUAAAAUGGAUUUGAUGCUUGUGAAAAAUACUCCAUCACAUUUGUAGUAUUUAAAAUUGGAAUCCACACCGAAUCCUGCCAUGAAAGACUUAAAGGAUUAUCCGGAAUUACCCUACUGGACAUCAUUUUUGUGAAUUGGUUAGGUCUUGACAACUUCACAAAUCAGAAUUCAUAAAAUAAUAUUGCAGCUCAAAAUGGUCAGAUUGCGAAUUUGCAGUAUCUAAAACGAAAAUGAUUAUAUUUUAAAUAAUAAAUAAUUAUGUCUUUAGAAGUAGUUCCUAUUCACCGACAUCCAGAAUACCUCCAUGACUGUUGUAAAAUAAUAAAUCAAGAAUGGAAACGAUCAGAAUCAGCCCGUAUGCACAGUUUACAACAGUCCAAUGACAAUCUACCUACCUCACUUAUUUUACUCAAAGACAAAGUCGUGAUUGGUCAUGUUAAAUUGUCUGUAAUCCCAAGUAUUAAAACAGCUUGUUUUAUAGAGUCACUAGUAAUAGAUAAAAGUCUUAGAGGAAACGGAUUUGGAUCGAUGCUUAUGAGAGGAGCAGAAAAAUCUUGCAGAGCUUUGGGCCUGAAAACAAUAUAUUUAUCAACCAAAGGUCAAGAACAAUUUUACCGUAGACUUGGUUAUACAGAAUGUAGCCCAGUAUCAAUCUAUGGAAAUUUUAUGAGUUCAAUUAGUAGCAAUCUCUUUAAAAGGAAUGACGAAAAAUCGAAAGAAAUGCAUCAAGUAGAGACCAACACCAGAUCUGCUCCUCCUCCUCCUCCACCACCACCCACCUCACCACAUAAUACUGAAGCCAAGACAAACAGAAAAACUUAUAUGAAAAAAGAUUUGUAAUAUUUGUGCAUAAUGUUAAAAAACAGUCAUGCUAAAUUUUUUGUGACCAAAUUAAAGCUUAUUUUUCGAA
Messenger RNA from Psylliodes chrysocephalus, 967 nucleotides. The record is from the annotation of a GenBank genome assembly. Lineage: Eukaryota; Metazoa; Arthropoda; Insecta; Coleoptera; Chrysomelidae.